AUGAUGAAGGGUUUGGAAAACAAGCCCUAUGAGGAGCGUAUGAAGGAGUUGGGAUGUGCAAUGGCAUCAGAACAAGACUCUGGACCCACCCUACGAUACCCUGGAGAGGAAGUGAUCACCAUGCGUCCAGCUGAGGGAUUGGUGAACAUUGAGGAGGUCUCCUUCAGUUUUACUGACGAGGAAUGGGCCCUGCUGGAUCCAGGACAGAGAGCUCUGUAUGAGGAGGUCAUGCUAGAGAUUCAUGAGAUGGUGGUAUCUGUAGGAGAUGUUUGGGGGAUCCGCAUUAAGGGGGAACCAUCAGAAGUGGCACCAGAAAGAGCUGAAGAGCAGGAGGAACAACAGAAACUGGGGGUUCAAGUUGGAACCAACAGUCAACAAAAACCGUAUGAAUGCCGGGAGUAUGGAAAAAGCUUCGUUCACAGUGAGUCCCUCACUAAGCAGGAAGGCACUCAUAUGGGGGACAAGCCUUAUAAAUGUUUGGAGUGUGGAAAGAGCUUCAAUAAAAGUAGCCAGCUCACUACCCAUCAAAGAAUUCACACAGGGGAGAAACCUUAUGAAUGUUUGGAGUGUGGAAAGAAAUUCAGUCACAAAUACUCCCUUACUUUGCAUCAAAGAACUCAUACAGGCAGAAACCCUUAUAAAUGUCUGGAAUGCGGACAUAACUUCAAUAGGAGAGGCCAGCUCACUAUACAUGAAAGAACUCAUACAGGGGAGAAACCUUAUAGAUGCUGGGAGUGUGGAAAGAGCUUCUUUGACAGUAGCUCUCUUACCUCUCAUCAAAGAAUUCAUACAGGAGAAAAACCUUACAAGUGUUUGGAAUGUGGAAAGAGCUUCGUUCGGAGGAGCCACCUCACAAGACAUAAAAGAACUCAUACAGGGGGAAAACUUUAUAGAUGCUGCGAGUGUGGAAAGAAAUUCAGUCACAGUGACAACCUGACUAAGCAUCAAAGAAUUCACACAGGGGAGGAACCUCAUGCAUGUUUGGAGUGUGGAAAGAGCUUUCGUUACGCUGCAUCCCUUACCCUUCAUCAAAGAACUCAUACUGAGGAAAAGCCUUAUAAAUGCUGCGAGUGUGGAAAGAGCUUCAGGGAAAGAAGCCACCUUCGUUCGCAUCAAAGAACUCAUACGGGGGGGAAACCUCAUGAAUGUUUGCAGUGUGGAAAGACAUACCGGCACAAUAGCUCUCUUACCUCGCAUCAAAGAACUCACACAGGGGAAAAACCUUAUAAAUGCUGCGAGUGUGGAAAGAGCUUCAAUAAAAGUGGCCAGCUCACUACCCAUCAAAGAAUUCACACAGGGGAGAAACCUUAUGAAUGUUUGGAGUGUGGAAGGAACUUCAGUCACAAAUAUUCCCUUACUUUGCAUCAAAUAACUCAUUCAGGCAUAAAGCCUUAUAAAUGUCUGGAAUGUGGACAGAACUUCAGUAGGAGAGGCCAGCUCAUUAUACAUGAAAGAACUCAUACAGGGGAGAAACCUUAUAGAUGCUGGGAGUGUGGAAAGAACUUCUUUGACAGUAGCUCUCUCAUCUCUCAUCAAAGAAUUCAUACAGGGGAGAAACCUUACAAGUGUUUGGAAUGUGGAAAGAGCUUCGUUCGGAGGAGCCACCUCACAAGACAUAAAAGAACCCAUACAGGGGGAAAACUUUAUAGAUGCUGCGAGUGCGGAAAGAAAUUCAGUCACAGUGACAACCUGACUAAGCAUCAAAGAACUCAUACGGGGGGAAAACCUCAUGAAUGUUUGCAGUGUGGAAAGACAUACCGGCACAGUAGCUCUCUUACCGCGCAUCAAAGAACUCAUACAGGGGAAAAACCUUAUAAAUGCUGCGAGUGUGGAAAGAGCUUCAUUGACAGUAGCUCUCUUAGCUCACAUCAAAGAAUUCAUACAGGGGGGAAACCUUAUAAGUGCUGUGAGUGUGGAAAGAGUUUCAGUCAGAGUGGCCCCUUUAAUCGGCAUCUAAGAACUCAUACAGGGGGAAAAACCAUAUAAACGUUUGGAGUGCAAGAAGAGCUUUAAUCAGAGUAGCAAACUUACUAAACAUAAGAGCUUUGGCAGCAGAACCUACCUGACUAGACCUCAAAAAAUUCAAAUAGGGGAAACAU
Messenger RNA from Zootoca vivipara (common lizard), 2099 nucleotides. NCBI's taxonomy places the organism in Eukaryota, Metazoa, Chordata, Lepidosauria, Squamata, Lacertidae. The record is from RefSeq and is a predicted model, not a curated record.